AUGAUAUUCUACGACAACCUCGCUUUGCUCGCUCUGCUCGCUCUGUUAUUCGUGCGACCCCAUCAAAUUUUGGCAGGAGAAGUUCCACAACUUGAUUGGUUGUCACUCCCAAAACAAGAUGAUGGGGUCGAUCCUACCCCCGGGGGGACUCCAACAAAAAAAGUUGGGAAGUCACAUUGA
Botrytis deweyae is the source of this 180-nucleotide messenger RNA. RefSeq lists its product as uncharacterized. Bases 1 to 180 code for a protein of 59 amino acids. Lineage: Eukaryota; Fungi; Ascomycota; Leotiomycetes; Helotiales; Sclerotiniaceae. The transcript is spliced from 2 exons. The record is from RefSeq and is a predicted model, not a curated record.